GUGACUUGCUCUCACGGCUGCUGAAGUGAAUCUCUUGAAGAUUUUUAUAAAGUUCUUUAAAGGAGAGAUGGCACAAACUGGACUUAUGAUUUUUCUACUCAUAAGCAUAUUACUGCUGGAUCAGACCAUCAGCCAGGCUUCCAAAUUCAAAGCUAAGAAGCACAGCAAACGUAGAGUGAAAGACAAAGAUGACCUCAAGACCCAGAUUGACAAAUUGUGGCGAGAAGUAAAUGCUCUCAAAGAAAUGCAAGCACUUCAAUCAGUCUGUCUUCGAGGGACAAAGGCCCAUAAGAAGUGCUACCUCAUUUCAGAAGGCACCAAGCAUUUUCAUGAAGCCAAUGAAGACUGCAUAGCCAAGGGAGGAACACUGGCUAUCCCCAGGAAUAGUGAUGAAAUGAACACUCUCCGAGACUACGGCAAGAACAGCGUGCCUGGAGGGUCUGAGUUCUGGCUAGGUGUCAAUGACAUGGUAAAUGAAGGGAAGUUUGUUGAUGUUAAUGGCAUGGCUCUACAGUACUUCAAUUGGGAUCGUGCCCAGCCAAAUGGGGGAAAGCGUGAAAAUUGUGUCUUCUUUUCAACACAAGGCAAGUGGGUGGAUGAGAUCUGCCGUACUGCCAAAAGAUAUAUUUGUGAAUUUCUGAUCCCAUAAUUCCAUAUAGAAGUGAUCAUGACUAUAUUUUGGGUUAUUAACAUGCCAUUUUUUCUUGUUAGCAGCCCCUCCCACUUAGACAGUGGUGAGUUAAAAAUAUCAAUCUCUUGCAUUAUACUCACUCUUUCCUGAAACAGAAUUUUUCUUCAUUAAUUUAUUUUCUAUUCAAAUGCUUAAAAUAUUAUAUGUAGUGAGUGCUCUCAUCAUGUACAGGAAUACAUGCAAUGUUUUGAUCUAUACUGCAUCAUAUUUUGCCAUAUUCUUUCAGCCUGAUGUUCAGGUUACUGGGGUUCACCUUCAUUUCUUCACUUUGUAUCUCCAUGGUAGAAAGGUAUUUGCUUGAUCUCAGAAUUCUAGUGAAUUUAUUGAAAGUAUACAAAAAGAUUGCUGUAUGGAGACAUGUUCUAACAGAAGAUGUAGGGCUCCUCUUUAUUCCGGUGCUUAAGAAGGACAUUGGGGUUUAUCCUGGGAAAAAAGCCAUUCUCGUUACAGAGUUUAACAGGAUCUUGGAUUUGAAACCAAGAUUUUUAUUUAUGGGAUAGGAAGGAUAAAAACAAAAAUCUGAUGAUAAUUUUUAAAGCACACAGGGUUAAAUGUGAUACACUGCUACAAAAUGGGGGAUAUUCUAAAUAUCAGGUCAAAGAAUGGUUGCUUCUAAAUGUCUCAAUUAUGGUUAAAUAUUAGACGUCACUUGGAACAUUACUGUAGAAGAAACCAAUCUGGGACUAGAUCAUACUGUUAGUAUGUAAUCCCUUAGAAAGAUGUGCAAAUGCCUCUCCUGCAGGAUCAGAAGGAGGCUUUAUAAUUCAGGCAUGAAUGGAGAGGAAGGGUCCCCUUUCAGGCACAACAUACCCCCUCAAUCACCUCUCUCCAUAUUGUGGGUAGCAUGCCUUGCUGGCACAGACGAGUGGGACCAAACCAUCAUUCACUGGGCCAUGUGCAGAUUUUCCCAUUUGAUACCCAACAUUUGAGCUGGCUAUUUUUUGCUAUUCUUAACAUCACAAUACAUAUUUGCCUUGAUGUUAUAAACUGCAGUUUCUCUGUCAUGUAAGGGAAUUUCAAUAAAUGAUCUAAGUAUAUUGUUGCUUAGAGGCUAAUUUCUACUUUUUCUCUUUUAACUGUGAAAGAUUUUCUUAGAUUUUGCAAUAAAUUUGCAAUUACUGAUAUUUAAA
Molecule: messenger RNA, 1821 nt
Organism: Gallus gallus (chicken)
Lineage: Eukaryota; Metazoa; Chordata; Aves; Galliformes; Phasianidae
Gene: CLEC3A
Product: C-type lectin domain family 3 member A
Exons: 3
Coding region: 68-649 (193 amino acids)
Biological process (GO): ossification
Source: RefSeq, marked validated